This is a messenger RNA of Closterium sp. Naga37s-1, 357 nucleotides long. NCBI's taxonomy places the organism in Eukaryota, Viridiplantae, Streptophyta, Zygnematophyceae, Desmidiales, Closteriaceae. The record is from the annotation of a GenBank genome assembly.
AUGCAGAAUCCCGCGUGGUCGCCAUGGCGAGGGCAUUGCAUCAGCAGCGCAAAGCGCGGCGGUGAUUGCGGAGAUUUCGCCGGAUGCGGCGUCAGCAGUGAGUGCCGUGUUGGGCCCGCUUUUCGCGGCGCUGAACUUCCUCUUCAUCCUCCGCAUCGUUAUGUCGUGAUACCCGCAGUGUCCGAGUUCCCGUUCACCGAGCCCAUCCUCCGUCUCACCAGAGCCGUUAUUCAGCCUAUCGGAGGUGUUGACAUCGCCCCCAUUGUGUGGCUGGCACUCAUCAGCUUCCUCAACGAGAUCCUGCUGGGCCAGCAGGGGCUGCUUGUGCUUAUAGCGAAUCAGGAGUCGCUCUUGUGA